AUGGUGAUGCCUUCGUACAGACUCAACGUGGUUGGCUUUCUGGCAAGCACUGAGCUCACGAGGGAGGCAAGGAAAGAGGGACAGCCAUCAAGAAAUAUGGGACUUUGGGACCAAAGAGAAGCUUUGGAGUGGACACACAAGAAUAUCUCAUUCUUUGGUGGCAAUCCUUCAAACAUAACGGUUGCUGGAUACUCGGCGGGGGCCUACUCGACUUUCCAACAACUAGCCCACGAGCUUUUUCAGGAACCUCGAGAAAAGGCAAUUAUCAAGAGAGUUGCCAUAUUCUCAAAUAGCCCAGGCGUCAAACCCCAAACUCUGCAGGAUCAGCAGGAGCAGUUCGACGAGUUGCUCACCAAGCUCGGUAUCUCGCUGGAUCUUCCGGCCCAGGCGAAGCUUUCCGAGCUUCGAGACACUCCUUACCAGAGAUUGGUCGAGAUCCAAAGCGAGAUGAAGAUCACAGAGUUCCGUGCACUGGCAGAUGAUGAGUUUUACCCCAAUGAUCUUAUAGAAAGCAUCAACAACGGGCUGUUUGCGAAAGAAAUGAAGGAACGCGGUAUUACACUCUUGAAUGGCGAAUGCGAGGAGGAGCAUACCAUGUAUCGUCGAUGGCGAACACCGCAAGACUCGUACAAUUCGGUGCAUCAACGCUUGUACGCUGAAUAUGGCGCAGACACGACAAAAACCAUUAUGAGCCACUACUGCGGUCCUACAAAAGAGCUACCCACUGGAUACACAAAUUGGAUCGACUUCUUCGGCCGCACGUAUGCUCACAUCCAGGUGCAUUAUCUCGAGCGGGGUUUCCACAAUGCUCUUUUCGAAGGCGGUCUUGUGCCUGGAAAAGACGUUUUGCGGUACCGCUUUGAAAGACGACCCGAGUGCGUUGCGGAGAAGAUACCGCCUGAGUGGGGUGUGACGCAUCUGACCGAUAUACCAGUCCGGUUAUGGGGCUGCGGGUACAAGGAGGGCUUGAGCGAUAAGGAGAAGGGUUGGCUGGAGGGAUGGAACCGGGGUUUUGCGAGGUUUGUUAACGGGGAGAGUGUGGAUUGGGGGACGCAAAAGGCGAGGGAUGUGAGGAGGUGGAGGGGUAAUGGUGGGACGGAUAUUUGGGAGGAUGAGUUGUAG
Molecule: messenger RNA, 1122 nt
Organism: Fusarium sp. VM40
Lineage: Eukaryota; Fungi; Ascomycota; Sordariomycetes; Hypocreales; Nectriaceae
Source: the annotation of a GenBank genome assembly